Molecule: messenger RNA, 800 nt
Organism: Melanotaenia boesemani (Boeseman's rainbowfish)
Lineage: Eukaryota; Metazoa; Chordata; Actinopteri; Atheriniformes; Melanotaeniidae
Product: ladderlectin-like
Exons: 1
Coding region: 201-689 (162 amino acids)
Molecular function (GO): signaling receptor activity
Source: RefSeq, a predicted model, not a curated record
AAAGUCAUGAAACUUGAAUGAUUUAGAAUAUACAGUAUCCAUAUCUCAUCAAGUGCAAUGAAAUGACUUUAUCAGUGGUGACGCCUCCUCUGAAUGAUAUAAAAGACAACAGUCUUGCCUGUACUUCUUAGAUUAAUUUGUGUGGAUUUACUCAAACAGAACUUCAACACCUUCAGUGAUUACAGACUUAAAACUCUGUCAUGUUGUUGUUGUUCUUCCUGUUUGGUCUGGCUCUGGGUGCUGAGUCUCCACCUGCUGAUCAGGAGGUGAAGCUUCUGCGUGGCGGCUGUCCCGUGUUCUGGUACAGCUUCAACGGCCGCUGCUACAAAUAUGUUGCCACCUUGAUGACCUGGGCUGAUGCAGAGCUCCACUGUGUGUCACAAGGAGCCAAUCUGGUGUCCAUCCACAGUCAGAAGGAAGAGGAUUUUGUCAAAUUGCUGAUCAAAAACUUUGAUCCUGCUCAGGGAGUUAACUGGAUUGGACUCACUGAUGCUCAGCAGGAAGGAGCAUGGUUCUGGUCUGAUGGGUCCAAAGUCAACUUCAAGUUUUGGAACAAGGGACAGCCAAACAACUAUGGUGGACACGAGAAGUGUGGACACACCAACUGGGACACAUCUAAGGGAUGGAACGAUGCAAAAUGUUCAGAUAGAUCCUCUUUUGUUUGUGCAUCUCGUACAGCUUGUGCAUAACUGCAGAGAAAGUUAUUCUGACUCCACUCUGACUUUCUAUGUGCUGAUUUGAACCUGUGAAAUAAUAUGUAAAAACGUGCAACUUUAUGUUAUGUGCAGAAAUCUUUUAUA